UAUUCGAAUCUGUGCAGAUUAUAAGGCGACAAUCAAUCGGGCUCUCCAGGCGAAUCCCUAUCCAGUUCCGGUGGUCCAGCACCUUCUUCAUUCCUUGGGCCGUGGUUCGAUCUUCGCAAAGCUCGACAUGGCUCAAGCAUAUCAGCAGUUGGAGGUGGACGAUGCAACUGCGGAAGCACAGACCAUCGUCACACACAGGGGAGCAUUCAAGUGUCGUCGGCUCCAAUUCGGCGUGUGCGUCGCCCCCGGCAUCUUUCAGAGCCUCAUGGAGAGGCUUUUACAUGGCUUGCCGGGAGUGAUACCAUAUUUUGAUGACAUAUUCGUGUCAGCCAUGUCCGAAGCAGAGCUUGUUAACCGCCUUCGUAUUGUAUUGUCUCGUUUCCGGCAGAAGGGACUAAAGCUUAAACUGCACAAAUGCAAGCUAGGCGUACGACAGGUCGAAUUCCUCGGGUUCCUGGUGGACGCCAAUGGUCUGCACCCAUCACCGUCGAAGAGCCGCUCCACCGACUCCUGAGAUCCCAUAUGCCGUGGGCCUGGGGACAGAAGGAGGCCAGGGCAUUUCAUGCUGUUAAGGACUUACUGUUGUCCACCCAG
This is a messenger RNA of Ahaetulla prasina, 594 nucleotides long. RefSeq lists its product as uncharacterized. The transcript is spliced from 2 exons. The coding region runs from base 128 to 514 and encodes 128 amino acids. NCBI's taxonomy places the organism in Eukaryota, Metazoa, Chordata, Lepidosauria, Squamata, Colubridae. The record is from RefSeq and is a predicted model, not a curated record.